Molecule: messenger RNA, 1773 nt
Organism: Tricharina praecox
Lineage: Eukaryota; Fungi; Ascomycota; Pezizomycetes; Pezizales; Pyronemataceae
Product: SWIRM domain-containing protein
Exons: 2
Coding region: 1-1773 (590 amino acids)
Biological process (GO): positive regulation of DNA-templated transcription
Cellular component (GO): SWI/SNF complex
Molecular function (GO): histone binding; DNA binding
Source: RefSeq, a predicted model, not a curated record
AUGGAGGACGCAGCUAGGAGCUACCUCGUCGAGCAGACGCAUGCCGUCGUCGUGCCGAGCUACUCCACCUGGUUCGAUAUGAACAAGAUUAAAGACAUCGAGAAGAAGAGUCUGCCCGAAUUCUUCAACAACCGAAAUCGCAGCAAGACUCCGCUGGUGUACAAGGAUUACCGCGACUUCAUGAUCAACACAUACCGCUUGAACCCUACUGAGUACCUCACUGUCACCGCGUGCAGGAGGAAUUUGGCUGGUGACGUUUGCUCGAUCAUGCGGGUUCACGCGUUCUUGGAGCAGUGGGGAUUGAUUAACUACCAGAUUGAUCCCGAGACGAAGCCCUCAAACAUCGGUCCACCAUACACGGGCCACUUCCGGAUCACAGCCGAUACACCCCGAGGACUGCAGCCGUUCCAGCCUCCUCCCGGUGCGAUCCAAACUGUUGGUAAGCCUCAUGCCAGCACCGAGCGUGCCACCAGCGGUACCCCCACCAAAUUUGAGUCAAACUUGGAGCUCCGAAAGAACAUCUACGACUCUGCUGGCAACAAGAUCGCCUCCAUGAACGGUGACGCUAAGGAUGAUGAGCCGGCCGAGAAGAAGACGCAUCACUGCUUCGCCUGUGGUGUGGACUGCACGCGGGUGCGCUACCACAAUAGCCGCAGCCCUCGCAAUGCCAAGCUGAUCGACCUGUGCCCGAACUGCUACCUGGAAGGCCGCUUCCCCCAGAACUCUGCCAGCACCGAGUUUCUGCGGAUGGAGGACCCAGGGUACUCGACAGUGGACCGCGAGGUGCCAUGGACAGACCAGGAGACACUGUUGCUGCUUGAGGGUCUCGAGAUGCACGGCGAGGACUGGAACGCGAUCGCCGAUUACGUCGGCACUCGGACGCGUGAGCAAUGCGUGAUCAGAUUCUUGCAACUACCCAUUGAGGAGAACUUCGUCGAGGAGAAGCCGGAGCAACUGGGACCCUUGCAAUACAACCGCAUGCCCUUCACCCAGGCCGACAACCCCGUCAUGAGCGUCGUGGCGUUCCUGGCUAGCAUGGUUGACCCCAAGGUCGCUGCUGCCGCGGCUAAAAGCUCGAUCGAGGAGAUGACCAAGAACCUCACUCUCCAGGUUUCUUCCUCGCCCAGAAAGGCCGCGGCAAAGGAGACGACCACCUCGCCAACUGCGACCGAAGGUGCAGCGAACAAGGAAGCUUCUGCCACCACCCCCGGGGUUAAGUCCGAGGGCACAGUCGACCCCGACAAUAAUAUGGAUGUCGAUGGCCCAGAAGCCGGCAGAGACGGCCAGCCUGCAGACGAGGAGGAAGACGAGUCGAUCAUCUCCCGGGCUGCCACGAUCGCGUUGGGCGCCUCUGCAGCUCGCGCCGCGGCCCUCGCCUCGCACGAGGAGCGCGAGAUGACCAAGCUGGUGAACGCCGUGGUCAACUGCAACCUCAAGAAGCUCGAGCACAAACUCAACCAAUUCAACGAGCUCGAGCAAGUGCUGCAGGCGGAGCGCCGCGAGAUCGAGAAGGCGCGCCAACAGCUCUUCUUGGAGCGCCUCGCCAUGCGCACACAGUGCUCGCAGGUCCAGGAACAGCUCAAGCGCGCCAUCGCCACCGGCGGCCAGGAGGGGUACAUGAUCGCUGCCGAAGCCGCCAUGAUGGGGAGUCAGGGACAGAAGCUGCAGUUUGAUAACGCGGCCGCCGUCACGAAUGCGGCUGGUAUUCCGCAGGUCGGCGCGAGACCCCCGAGCUUGGAGAACCCGGCGGGAUAUGUGGCGUUCGAGGCUUAG